AUGUCCGACAACACAGCACCCACGACUACCGAGUACCAGCCCAAGGAGCGGAUGACCGAUCUGCUGACCCGAUUCGAUACGGCGAUGAUGGUAAGCGAGUGCGGCAAGACGGGCCAGUACCACGCACGCCCCAUGGUGGUGGCCAGGGUCGAUGAGGGGCUCAAUCUCUGGUUCUUCACCGAGUUCUGCGCGCCCAAGAUUGAGGAGAUGAAGACCAACAACAAGCUCUGCGCCACCUUCCAGGACAAGGACAAGUGGCUCUCCCUUGCCGGCAAGGGUCGCAUCGAGAACGACAACGCGCUCAAGCAGGAGCUGUGGAGUGCCAACAGCGACAAGCUCAAGAAGUGGUUCCCCGAGGACAAGAAGCUCGACGAGCUCACCCUGCUCGAGCUCGAGACCCAGUGGGGCGAGUACUGGGACUCGACCGGCGUCAUGAAGCCCCUCCAGUACGGCGUCGAGGCCCUCAAGUCCGUCGUCACCGGCACCCGCAUGGACGCCAACAAGGCCGGCAACCACGCCAAGCUCAGCCUCAGCGACUCCACCGCCACCACGAGCCUGUCCGCCCAGUAG
Molecule: messenger RNA, 570 nt
Organism: Acanthamoeba castellanii str. Neff
Lineage: Eukaryota; Discosea; Longamoebia; Acanthamoebidae
Product: pyridoxamine 5'phosphate oxidase family superfamily protein
Exons: 2
Coding region: 1-570 (189 amino acids)
Source: RefSeq, a predicted model, not a curated record